AUGGCUUCCGUGGACGAGAAGCCGACCGCUAUCGGCAUGGAGCAUGUGUCCGACACUUCGAUCGACCACGCCGUGGCGUAUGAGGAGGGCAAGGAGGCUGGCCUAAGCGAGGCUCACAUCUGCACUGAGGCAGACAGCAAACGCAUUCUGCGCAAGACCGACAUUUGGAUGCUGUCGCUCCUUUGCAUGGUGUACUUCCUGCAAUCCGCCGACAAGGGAAUCAUUGGUUUGACGGCCGUCUAUGGUCUGAAGGAGGAUGCCCAUCUCAAGGGCAACGACUACUCAAACAUCGGCAACAUCGGAUACUAUGCGCAACUCGGUGUGCAGCCUUUGGCCGCCUGGAUCCUCGUCAAGCUGCGAUACCGCCACGUUCUUCCCGUCAUCAUCACAUGCUGGGGUAUUUCAGUUGCCGGUGGCCUCGGUGGUUCUAGGAGUUACGCCGGGCUGCUCGCAUCGCGAUUCUUCCUCGGUGCCUUUGAGGCUAUGGUCGUUCCCCUGUUCUCGAUGAUCACCAUUGCCUUCUACAGGCGUUCCGAGCAGCCAUUCCGCGUGGCUUGCUGGUACAGCUGCUAUGGUCUUAGCACCGUUCUCAGUUCACCCAUCGUUUACGGUUUCGCGCAGAUAAACUCGUCCUCGCUGUACCGCUACCAGAUGGUAUAUCUCUUCUUCGGGCUCUUGACUAUCGUAAUUGGUCUUAUCACAUACUGGUGGGCCCACGAUAGCCCCGGCGAGGCUCGAUUCCUGACACCGGAGGACCGCUUGAAGGCUGUUGACCGAGUGAAGGCGAAUCAACAGGGUAUCGUCUCGCACAAGUUCAACUGGAAGCAUGUCGCCGAGGCCUUGUCUGAACCCAAGUACUGGCUGUACAUGAUCAUGGUCAUCGCUGUCAAUGCUGGUGCGUCGGUCUCUUCGGUCUUCGGCUCCAUUAUCUUGAAGAAUCUGGCUGGAUUCAGUUCGGACGAAGCUGUCUUGCUGAAUAUGCCUUUCGGAGCGCUCCAGGUCGUUUCCAUUCUUGGUGCGUCAUGGCUCGCAUACCGUUUCAAGCGCAAGUCGCCAUUCUUCCUCGGCUUGGUUACCAUCGUCAUUGUUGGUGUUGCUCUUUUGGUUGCGCUUCCGAAGACUCCGGAUAACAAGGGUGGUCUGCUCGCAGGUUAUUAUCUGAUUGCCUUCGUGUACGCCAUUAACCCUCUGCUCAUCUCUUGGAUGGGCUCCAACUGCGCUGGACAAACCAAGAAGGCCAUCUACUACACCUCUUUCAACGCCGGGAACUCUGUAGGCAACAUCAUCACACCAUAUAUCUUCGAUUCGAAGUUCCAACCGCAAUACGUAAACGCUCUCAAGGGCAUCUUGAUAAUCUGGUGCAUCCUCUGGGGAGUCGUUGUCGCUCAAGUCGUCCUCAUCACCUGGAUGCAGAAGAAGAAGUGCGAUCAGCGCGAGGCGGCUGGUCUUCCUAGGAACCCCAUCGAUUACUCGAUGAGCGGCCAUUUCCAUGAGGCAGGUGCUGAGGUCCACGGAGAGAACGGUCUGCAAGACAUGACAGACAAGGAGAACAUCUACUUCCAGUACUUGUUGUAG
Molecule: messenger RNA, 1575 nt
Organism: Alternaria metachromatica
Lineage: Eukaryota; Fungi; Ascomycota; Dothideomycetes; Pleosporales; Pleosporaceae
Exons: 2
Coding region: 1-1575 (524 amino acids)
Biological process (GO): transmembrane transport
Cellular component (GO): membrane
Molecular function (GO): transmembrane transporter activity
Source: RefSeq, a predicted model, not a curated record